AAAGAUAUAAAAUUUACGCUCGUAGAAGAUCUACGCAUUCUGGGUUAUAUUCGGAAAGCUGUUAGACAACUGGAGCUGAUCAAGAAAACGCAUACAAAAGAAAAUGGGCAAGAAGUCAAGCGGUUAGCGUUGAUCGACGCAAAUAAAUUUAACAGUUUGAUGGACAUGCUUACAAAAAAUAAUGCACGAGAUGAGAUAUUGAAUAAUGCAAAACGAAGCAGCGAAGAGGCUGGUCUUAUUGAAAGUCGUCAGGAAGUUAAAAAAUCUGUUAGAGAUAAAUCUUCCACGGCCGGCAACGACAUCAUUAAUUAUCUAAGAAAAACGGAUAGUUAUCGAAAAUCGAUCGGUCUUGAUCAAGCUGUAGAUGAUGAUACUGUGGCACCGAAAAAUAAUCCUGUACCCGUGACGGCCGGUGCGUCGGGUGCGGGUCAUAAACCCGGCACAGUUGCUGCAUCGGCAGCAAAAAUAGAGCAACAUUUCCAAAAACACAAUGUAAAACCUACUGCUCAAGGCAUUCGAUAUGGUAGCAAUGAUUUGAAUAUAUCCUAUCAGGAUAUGUUGGAAGAUUUAACACGAAACUACGUACAAACUCAACCCAAUUUAAACGACCAUAGCCGGCGUCGUGUGUUACUGUUAUUAAAAAAAACAAAUAUGCCCAUUUCAUAUAUUCGAAAUAAAACCAUUAAAGAACAGUACAAACAAAUGUUGAGUCAAAGUGGACAAGCUAGCAAACCGGGACCUUCAGCUAUCCCCACCCCCAUAGCAAAAAGUAAAGGGAAACAGAGAAAAGCAAGAGGGUAUCUUUCAGAUUAA
This is a messenger RNA of Paramuricea clavata, 813 nucleotides long. Lineage: Eukaryota; Metazoa; Cnidaria; Anthozoa; Malacalcyonacea; Plexauridae. The record is from the annotation of a GenBank genome assembly.